Molecule: messenger RNA, 463 nt
Organism: Notothenia coriiceps (black rockcod)
Lineage: Eukaryota; Metazoa; Chordata; Actinopteri; Perciformes; Nototheniidae
Product: suppressor of tumorigenicity 14 protein homolog
Exons: 3
Molecular function (GO): serine-type endopeptidase activity
Source: RefSeq, a predicted model, not a curated record
UGAGGGAGACAGCGGCACAGACAGCGUCAUGGCGUAUUAUCAGUCGGAGUUCGAUGUUCACGUCAGCCAGCAGAAGGCGCUGGACGAGGCCAUCGAGUCUCAGCAGGCGACGGCCUCACGUCAAUCAGGACGACACGGACGAAUCCUGCUGAAACCUGCCGACGCUCUGAACGUCCACAACGUCGUGUCCCGAGCUAUAGACCCACGCUUGAACAGGGACUCUUUAUUAGUGAAAAAGACGUUUAAUGUCCACGUCAAAAAGCCCGGUGUGGUUCAGUCUCCGGGGUUUCCGGACUCUUCCUACCCUCCGAACGUGUUCCUGCAGUGGAGGCUCCGGGCCGACCCAAAGCACCGCGUCCAGCUGGACUUCCACACCCUGAUCCUGGAGGACGACUGCCAGCAGGACUUCAUCCAGAUCUACGACUCCCUCGCCCCCAUCGAGCCCCGGGUCCUCACUGAGUGA